This is a messenger RNA of Hermetia illucens (black soldier fly), 1018 nucleotides long. Its product is annotated as thialysine N-epsilon-acetyltransferase. NCBI's taxonomy places the organism in Eukaryota, Metazoa, Arthropoda, Insecta, Diptera, Stratiomyidae. Bases 558 to 989 code for a protein of 143 amino acids. The transcript has 4 exons. Gene Ontology annotation, molecular function: N-acetyltransferase activity. The record is from RefSeq and is a predicted model, not a curated record.
AAUUUCAGGAUACUCCCUAGUGGUAAUUAAUUGUAAAUCGAGAUUUUUGGAUAAAGUGGCUAAUCCACAGUUGAAUAAUAUUCGCUUGAAAAGGUGAAAAGUGAUUGUUCCUGUGAAGCAAACCUCUUACUGAUAAAAAUGUGAAUUUUAACUAAUUUUGCUUAUAAAUUUAAUAUCCAAGAAUUUAAUUUAAUAAAAUGCUCAAUGUCAGUUUUAAUGGAAAUUGGGAAAUUGUGUGGUAUUAAGAAAAUUUUUAGGCGUGACUCAGAGAUUUACUAUCGACCGUGCAAGAGUGCGCGUUGCGACUUGUUAUCGAUAUUAAAAGUGUUCUUUUGAGUAGAAGUGUAUGUGCGCAUGAUAAGAUAAAAUUGAGGCGAUAACAUUGUUAAUAAAUGCCAACAAAGGUGGAAGAAUACGUGCAAUUGACUAAGCAUGUGGAAAACAUUGAUGUUGCGGCACAGCCAUCCAAAAUGAGGCCAUUUGGGUACUUCAUGCCGGCCCUCAUCACCGUCAUGUCUAUCUUCAAACAUUGAAAAGAACUGGCGGACUUUGAAAAGAUGAGUGAUGGACCAAAAAUUUCUGUACAAGACUUGAUUCGGGAUGCAGGUCUAGAUGGAGGAAAAGAGUAUAUGCAUUGCUACGUUGCUGAGAGCGUAGGCAAUGAUGCCGAAUCGCAAUCACCAAGAGUCAUAGUCGGAUAUUCGAUUUGCUUCUUUUCGUAUUCAACGUGGGAAGGGAAAUCAUAUUUCCUUGAGGACAUCUACGUUCAGCCGCAAUAUCGUAAAUCUGGUGUCGGUCGGUUGCUAUUCAAAUAUGUCGCAAAAAAGGCACGCGAAUAUAAUUGUCCUCGAUUAGACUUUCAUGUUUUAGACUGGAACCCGGCUCGACAAUUUUAUGAGAAAUUAGGAGCAACAGAUCUGACAUCAAAAGAAGGUUGGUUAUUUUAUAGAAUGAAUACAACCCAAAUGGAAGAAUUGUUGAAAGAAUAAUAAAUGGUAGAAAAAUUAUUAAUUUAAAA